UGCUUAUAUUUAUGUUAUUUUGUAUUCAGAUUUAGCCGAUAACGUACUUUUUGUAUUACAAUAAGUGUAUAACUUUGACGAAAAUAAUAUUAUAAUAAUACUAGAAAUAUUAACGUUUAUUUAAAUUGAGUUUUUAAUUAUGAAGUGAAAAGUGUAAUUAAUCAUCAUACAAUUAUAUGUUUUACUAUACCUAGUUUAUUUGAAAGGCGAGAUUAGGUUGUUUUCAAGUUGUCCAUACUAAGUCGGCCUAUAUAGGUACCUGUACAUAGAAAAUUUUUCUGGAAAUUAAAAUGCAAGCUUGUGCAGUGUGUAUAGAAUAAAGUAUAAUAUGACUGGGAUUAACUUGCGUCAAACAGUGUUAAAACUUAAAACUAAAAACUUUAUAUCGAUCAAGCAAAGUAUAUGUUUACUAUAUCAGUAUAUAUAUAAUAUAUAUAUAUAUAUAUAUAUAUAGAUAUAUAGAUAUAUAUGUAUCUUACGCGGUUUUUUGUUAUUGUGACGUAAUUCGAGAAGGUAAUGAUUAAAAACAAAAAUAUAGCUCUGUGGUGCGAUGUUGGAGUGGUUAAAUAUAUAAACAGAAAUAAAAAAUACUACGAAUACAUGCGUAGUAUUAUAAACGUUUUAAGCUUAAUCCAACUAGUUUAUGGCGUAUAUAUGAUAAAAAAAAACCUUUUACGGAAAUACGAUCUUCUGAGGCGUUAUUGUUUCAGCAGCGCCCGUAUAUUAUUAUAGCAGUUACUCAAAAACCUAUACAUAUCUAUAUACCUAAAAUAUAUUUCAAGGGAUUAUAAAGGAUUUAGGUUUUUUUUUUCUACAGUAAAAUUAUAAUAUCAUGUGAAUAGCUUAGAAAUUAUUUUUUCUCCGUGGUUUAUGUGUUGUUAUUAUGUAAACUAAUAUUUCAACUAAGUUAUGCGGCGUCGAAACGGUCGAAAACAUAUUACCAAAACGACAUUUUAUUAAUUGUAUCAUUCGUUCCGCAAAUAUCAACAAUUAAAAACAUCAAAAAUACAUAUUCAGUAAUUUUCCAUAAGCGUUUAAAAUUAACAUGUUAAUGAAAUAUGUAAAUUAUUUCAUGCUUAAGAAUUCAUUCAAUCAGUUAGUUUUAAUAUUUAUAACUUAAAAAUAUACCCACACGAUGAAAUUUUCAAAAAAAUCUAGACCAAGAAUUAUUAUGAGUGAUUAAUAAACAUUUUAAUUAGUUAAAUUGUCUAUAAAAAAAUCUUAAAUCAAUUUUUUUUAUUGGUCAAAGAGGUUAAAAUACACAAAGAAUAAUACAAGGUUCCACGUAAAAUGUACUUUUAAUAAAUAUGAUUAUUUAAAUGAAAUACAUGUAUUACGCUAUAACAAUUUUAUCUCCGAAAUGUAUGACAGAUAAGAACGUUUCCUACGAUACAAAAAUAAUUGUUUAAUUAAUGUUUUUUUGUUUAUUGCAGUACAGUGUUAUAUUUGCUACCAUUAAAGUUUAUUGUAUGAGUUAAUUUUCUUAUUAAACGUCACAUUAAAUCUGAAUAUUAUUUAUACUAUGUUUUCAAAAUUUUUUGAAUUUUUUUUCACAAUUUCAAGUUUAAGGUUUUUAAUAAAAUCAUCUUAUAGACGGAUAAGUGGUAUCACGUUAAAUUCAUCGAAUUUCGUGGUGAAAAUAGUCAGAAAUACCGAACUUCAGUUGAAAAAUCAUGUUUGGUAAUCUAAUAUAUAAUUAAUGACUUUAAUAUUUUGUUAACUACCUAUGUACGAGUACUUAAAUUUCGAAACCGUUACUAAAUGAAAACGAUUCGUGUUACUAAAAGUUUCGACUUGUAUAAAGCCCUAAUACACUCAAUUAGGGCGGACUUAGUUUUUGCACUUUUAUUAAAAUCACAAACCUUUUUGCGCACAGAUUAUUUUUUUACAACUUCUCGUCAGAGCACAGAUUAUAUAUACAGUAUUCAAUCUUAAUAUUAUAAUGCCUACGGAAAGCUUUGGAUCCGUUCGUUGUUCAUCAAUUGAUUUUCCAGCCUAUUUUGAUGGGCUAAAGUUUUAAUUAAGUAAAGUAUAUUAUGCAAAAAACAUAAUUAGAUAAAUCUUAAACUACAGCGGGUGGAGCAAUUAUCAAAAUAUAUUAUCUCUACUUCUUCUGGUAGCAAAUAAACAAGAAACCGUUUAAGCCAUUUCCUAUAUAGAAAUUAUUAUUUUUAUACUCUCGUGGAUAAUGAACUACUUAUCUGUAUUCAACGAAACCAAAGUUUGCUAAAUACAAUGUCCAACAUACAGCACAGAUGACUUUUAAAAUUGAGUUAUAGGCAUGUUUUUCGAAAUCGAAAUCGACAUAGAUUUAUUUUAUAAUAAUAAUAAAUUGUCGAUAUUGAGGAUGCGAGUACAUAAUACAGGUAUUAUACAUUUCGAAGGAUGUUUUCCACUUAUUUAUAUACUUAAUAAUAUAUUUAUCUUUUAAAAAAUAAAAUUCUACCGGCCGGUAAAAAUAAUCUUUUACAUUUGAAUACGGCUAAAUAAUUUCCGGAAAUAGGAAAAUAAUAUUUAUUGAAAAAUAGUAUUUAUUUGUAUGAACGAAAAGGGGUUUAUCGUACGAACAAUAAGAAAUUAAUUCUGUAUAACAUUUUGUGCUUAAAAGAGUACCUACACCUGAUUUUAAACGGGAAAUUUUUUAAAAUGUUCACAAAUCUAUAUAGUAGUUACUGUAUAUUAUUAUAGAUUUUAAAUGCUUUAUAUACCAAAUCGGAUAAUAUCGAUUUGAGAUUUUGCGAAUGAUUGCAAAACGCGCGAAAUGUGAUACAAAAUUUGAACCGGGAUAAUUGUCCCCCCCCCAACGUCAUAAUGCACAAAAAAAAUGAAAGUAUAUAGGUAUUGCACGAAAUGUUUUUAAAACUCAUGUUUCAACUAUAUACAUGGGGUGGCCAACCUUUUUGUGGUCAAGUACCAAAUCUUUCCAAUCAAGGUUUUGAACAAUUUUCAAGUUACUGAUUUAUUAUGUAUAUUAUUAUUAAGCACACCACCUAUUUUUUUUUAAAUUACAAUUUUUAAAUAGCAUAAUUUUUAAUAAUUUCAAUUUGUUCACCUGCCAUUGUGAAAUUUGAUCGACGUGUCACGUUUGGCCGUAGGUUCGCCACCCCCGAAUUAUUUACCGUACAGACGAACCGCGACAAUAAUAAUCGGCGCGUUACUUUGGCGAUGAUUAAACAGUGGGACGUGCUUGUUCAUGUCGUUCUACUGCGGCAUGCAUUUGCCGUCGCUGGUCGGCGCGGCCGUGGGCCUGAUCGCGCGGUACUGGUGGGCCCGGCAAACGGCCGCGACGGUCGAGCUGUACACGGCUGCGGUACGGGCGAACAUGCCGUUCAUCGGGCUGGCCGCGGCCGCCGCGCUGGGCCUGUUCGCGGUGUUCCUGUGGUGGCACACGGAACUGGAACCGUGGACGGGCGGCCGGCGGCUGUUCCUGUUCAACGACCGGACGCUGGAGCGAGUGGCCGGGUGCGUGGCGCAGGUCACGUUGAACUCGACGCGCCGGCUCCAUCUGAACGCCGCGGACCCCGUUUACAAGCGGGUGGCCGACGUCACGUCCCGGAUGUUGACCGCCAACUCAUCGGUGGACGCGAUCCAGCGGCGCCAGUGGACGUUGGUGGUGGUGGACAGCCCGAACAUCAACGCCACCGUCAUGCCCAGCGGGCUGGUGAUGGUAUACACCGGUCUGGUGGCCGUGGUCAACGACGAUCAGCUGUCGAUAUUCGUCGGCCACGAGCUGGCGCACUGCCUGCUCCGGCACGUCAACCAGAUCAACAGCGUCGCGGUCGUGGUCAACGUGCUGUGCCUGGCGCCGGUGACCGCGGUCGUCUGCGCCACGCUGCCGUGGGGCUGGAACGUGUUGGCGUACCUGUUGUCGGUGGUCGUGUUGAAGGUGUGCUUUGUGCUGCCGUUCGUCCGGCUGUACGAGUCCGAGGCCGACCACGUAGGACUGCAGCUGGCCGCCAACGCGCGCGUGGACAUCGCCCAGGGCUACCUGUUCUUCGACGCCAGGGCCAAAAGGGACGGGUGCGCGUCCACACUGUUCUGGUGGCUGUACAUGCACCCGACCAACAAACGUCGGGCCAGACACUUGUACGGCUUGAUUCCCCGCGGACCACGCGACAACGGUCAGUUGCUAGUCGGAGAGCGUGACGACACUGCAGCACCCGUACCCAUUCACCAACGGACGCUCGGCAUAUAAAACGUGAUUUCUUUAAACACCCAUUUUUACGCUUAAAUUAUGAAUGCAUUCAAAUUAUGUUUCAAGUUGUUAAAAAAAAAGGUUUUUAUUAAAAAAAAAUAUAUUUUUUUAAGUUUUUUACUUUUUUGAAUGACAACGUAGAGUUUUAAUUUCAUGUUCCAAAGCAGAAUAUUUUUCUGAGUAUUUUGAUACAUAAAAAUCGAAUUUAGUAGCUUAUGAGUUAAAGUUUAGAUAAGCGGAGUAGUGGACAAACAUUUUGCGGGGUAACCCCGUACCACUCCACACCGUGCAUUUCGGAUAUAAGAUAAAAAAUAUUUAAAAAUAUAAUUUUUUAAUAAAAACGUUGUUUUUUAACAACUUGAAACUAUGUAAAAAUCAAAAUUUGAAUAUUUGCAUAAUUUAAGCAUAAUAAUGGGGUGAGCAUUCCUAAAAAAUCACCUUGUUUAGUGAGUUCACUGAUUUUCGAUAUGAUUAUCUUAUAAAAACACACAUACACACGUCAUUUUCACAAUAUUCAAAACAUUUGAAAGAUUAUUUAUUUAUUUCGUAUUUAUUCAAAAUAAUAUAAAAAACAUUACUCGACCGCAAAAAAAAUAAUAAAAAAAAAAUAAAAUAAAUUAUUGAUUAAUCGAUGUCUAUGAUAGCCAUAGAUUUGAAAGAAUGUCUGUGGUACCUCCGUACCGCGACGUAAGGGCAUAAGGGUAUACUAAGUUGCAGUAGUCUAAAAUGUGUGUUUUAAAAAGGGGCUAACUGUAGGGAUUUAUUGGAUAUCGAAAUUAAAUGAAUAUUUGUUUGAUUGUACCCCUUGUUGCCAUUGCAAGUUACAGUAAAUAAAAUAGUUAUUAAGAUUGGAUUUAAAAUUUUGUUUUAGAUGCUUCAAAACCACCUGAAUUAUUGUGUUUAAACUAUGUGUAGCAUACGUUUAACGGGGUCAAACACAAUAUUUUAUCCUCUGUAAAUCAUCUGGCAUUAUUUGGUUUGUCACGGGCAACGUCAUGCAGAACUGGAUAGUUAAUAAUAUGAAACAUUGAAACGAGAUGAAUGGAGUAGUAUAUAAUAAUUAGUAAAUCAUAUUAUUCAAAACUCAACAAAAGGCUUUCGGGCUCAUAUAUUUCAAACGAUACGGUUAAAUUAUAAAACUGCCAAAACUAAUAACUGAAAUGUUUUCGCGUGACAUCUCUUUAUAUUAUUUUAUGCGUCGUAAUUAAUUCAAAGAUGUACUUAUAAAAUAAAAAUAUAAUAUAAGCUGUGAUAUUUUCAUCAAACAGAAAAAAAUGACUAAUUAGUAUAAUAUAUAUAUUAUUUUAUAUACAUUUAUUUGUGUACUUUGAAAUAAUAAUUAUUACGUUAAAUUAGCAUCGUAUUUAUUUAAUAAACUGAACAAAAGACGACAUGAAACAGAAACAAAUUUUGAAAAACAUUUAUCAAACGAAUAAAAAACGUCAAAAACUACAUAAUUAUUAUUGUAUGGAGAUAAAUUGUCUUACAGUUUAUUAUUUUAAUAAUACUGAUGAGAAUGAUUAGAAGAAAUAUUUAUAUUAAUGUAAAUUGAACAUAUAAUUAUAAAGGAAAAUAUCGUACUCAUCGAAGAAUUCUGUUUUAUACCAUUUGUCGGUCUUUUAUUGUCAUAUAUUUAUUGUUACGUCAUUUUAAUACCGAUAAGAACAAAAAGAAAAUCAACAAUUAUAUGAUAGUGUGAUAGAACAUAACGAUGAACGUACAGAGGUAUCCGGUAUACUUAUAAUCUAUAUAUAAUUAUAUUAUCUAUAUUAUGUUGUCACGAAUCUAUUCAUCCGGUUAUCUUGAUUUUUUUUCAACUGGUGAAGACGUAAAGUACAUCGUGAUUAGAGGUCUAAGCCUAUUUUUUAUUCUAUAAAUUAUUAAAAAAUUGAGUUAUCAUUUUUUUUUAAUAAUCAGCAAUACUCGCAUAAAGAUAAAUUAUUUUUAUCCGUGAAUAUCCGAACAAAACUUUUUAGUCGUUUUUUGGUUCAACUUCAUGAGUUGUUAAUUUUUGGUCUAGAAUGAAAACAAAAUCAAAUUUGGUUCGUUAAAUAAAAAAACAAAAUCCAAAAGAAAAAUAAUUUAAAAAAAAUGCUGCUAUUAAAUGGCAAAAAAAAAGUUACGCCGAGCAGUACAUCUAUGUAAAAUUAAUAAAUCGGAAAUAUAAUUUAUAUACCAAAUCAGAAAACCAAAAUUUUUCCACAAGCGUUACGCUAAAUAUUAGCAUUAGACAAUUAAUUUUAGUACAGAUGCAUUUUUUUGGGGGGGCAACGAAGUAUACGAGGAUAGCUGGUAUACGUAGUAUAUGAACGAUAUUACUACAUAAUUUUGAAACAACGUCCCCGCCCUUUCAUAAUAAUCAUAAGAAUAAAAUAUUAUAAAUAAUAUACAUAUUAUGUGAGUUUACAACUAUCCAUGUGUGUAAUGACUAUUUAUUGUGCAAAAUUUCGAAUAACUCUGAUCACGUGAUUUUUUUUCUUACCCGUUCAAGUCACGAUGGCUGGAAAUUAAAUUUAUUUAUUUUGAUAAUAUACUUAAUAUUUGUUGUGAUGUAAGUUGACAAAUAAUUUGAUCAAUUAUCAGAAUGGUCAGAUUUGUAUUGGCAAUUACAAUUAUUGUUUGUAGGUGAUCAGGUGAUGAACCAUGUUAUGGUGAUAAAUCAAAAGUGUAAAUAAAAUUUAUAUUUCUAGGAUCAGUGAAUAUUAAUAAAUUAAGGUAUGGGCAUAAAAGAGGUUUAAAUUAUAAAAAAAUUUUGAUUACUAAUCAUUUUAAAACUGUCUAAUAAGCUAUUUUAGGAGAUACAACUGAUUUGGAUUCAUUGAAAACCAAAAUAUUAUUAUUACAAAUAUAUGUAUAGUUGGUACCUGUUGAUUCUAUGUAAUAUAUAUAUUAUAAUGGUUGUAAGGGUUCAAGGUGCCACACUGCAACAGUUAUAAGUUUCGAGUGACCGAAUAGUCAGUUUUUAACAAUAUUUAAAAAUAUAUACAGCCUUAAAAAUCUUGCAUCACAAAAAUGACGAGGAUCGUGUUUGCCAAUAUACUCUUCAUCAUUCUUGUUACACAAAGUUGUUAAGAUCCUGUAUAGUAUCAUAUUUUAAUAUUUUGUUAAGAACUGUUUAUCGCGGGUAACUUAAAAAUCAUUAGGUACCAUUGCCCUGUAUUCCGCACAUUUAGACUAGCAGCAGGCAGGAAUGAGUUCUUAAACGCGUUAAUUUGAACAAAUUGUUUUUAGGAAGGCAUAGUAAAUUAUAGAUAGAUAAUGAGCUAGUCUUUUUGCCACGACUAGUUCCAAAUUUUAAACUAAAUUAGAUAAGCCAAGUUGAUAUAUAUAUAACAAUUAAGGAAAUAAUUAUGAUGUGAGUACAGAAAACAUACGCGGUGCUUCAGUGGUUUUAGUCAGAAUCUACUGAAAAAGUUUUUUUUUUUUUUUAAAAUAACUGUACUAAACAACAUUGAAAAUGAUCUUGGUUUGAUGAAUAGUUAAGUGAAUAACAGAAAAGUAAAAUAUAUAGAGAGUGCAUAACUGUUCAUUAGUGUCCCUAACCGUAUUUAAGAAAUGUUUACGCUACAGCACGUGUUUCACUUCCAGUGCAUCGGUUUCGUGAAUGUUUGGUUUAGAGGCGUUAAUGUAAUGCUUCAAAAGAAAAAUACCAUAAGAGUUUUGAUAAUAUAUUUAAUCAUUAAUUGAGUAUAAUCAAUACGAAUGACAAAUUUAUUUAAAUAAAUCAUUUUCUUCAAUAAUAAUAAUAAAAUGUUUUUCUAAGUAUUUAGUACAAAGAGAAAAACCUUACUAUAAUUUUCAUUUUUUUUUUCAUCUUCAAAAGCAUAUGACGUUAAAAAUAAAAUUUUAGAUUUGAUACUUUAUUGAUGCAUAUUUAAUAUUUCACAUUCGUUUCAUUACUGUUAUUUAUUUGACAAAUUGGUAUUUUAAAAAUUUGAACGUACAAACGAUUUGAUUCGUUUAUGAACUGAACAAAAUCCAACUAUCCAUCAGACGAACGAAGCAGUCGACAAUCGAUAAAAUGGGCAAUACAUUUAUUAAAAUGAAUUUUGUUUGUAACCUCCCACCCCCCUUAUUUAGCCUAUUAAGUGUGGUCUGGGCUUACCACUUAUAACACAACGGUAUUAAUUGCAGUGCGGACACUCGACCCGAAAAGCGAAUAUGACGGUAUGACAUGCCGCGCCGGAUGAAGCUCUACACAGCUAUUGUAGUACUUAAGCCUAUUAUCAUAAAUUCAUAAUCAUUGUCAUGUUUAUCGUUCCGUUUGAAAGCCGUUCGCUGGAAACGUCUGACGGGACGGUCAUCGCCGGCCAUUUCGCGGCGUACACUAUGUCAUAUCACACACGAUAUUACGAUAUUAUUAUAAUACGAUGAUUGUAUACGACAGUGCUUUUCAAACUGGGGGCCGCGGUUAUAUGACUGGGUGAGUCGUGAAAUGUAUAAUAUAUAUCUAACCUAAUACUGGUAGGCCAUAAAAUAAUUAACGAUUUUGAUUAAAUGGGCAUUGACGAUUUCACGUUAUAACAUUUAGGGGGGUGCCUCCGCGACAAAAAAGUUUGAGAAGCACUGUCGUAUACCUACGGUAUCCGCGUACGCGAUAAAUAACUAUGCGUGCGUACCUACGGUGACCGUAGAGCUACCUAACUCGACCAUUUCGUAUUGACAUUGCCGUUAUUCGCGUAUGAAAAUAUAUAUAUGUGACAAGGCGGGUUGUUCGCUUACGUCGUCGUGUAUGGUGCCUGGAUAUACGGUUUUUUUUCUUUUUUAGAGCGUUUGGGAUACACGAAACUGUCGGGACGAGAUAAAUUGGCAAUUUUACCCGAGUGGCGCCCGCCUAUACAUGUAGGAACAUUUACACGCCGAACACAAUCAGAACGCAGUCAGAUAAUCUUCAUCGGGAAAUUCACUAUGUGACAUAUCGUCACGCAUCAUAGGACGGACUUUAUUAAAUCGUUUUCGAACGGUAUAACAUAAUAUAUUAUAUUAUGUACGAUGACAAACACAGUAUUCGACGUGGACAUUGGCAUAUCGUUUGUAUUACGUAUAUUAUAUUAUACAUAAGAUGAGGCAUCGUAGAAAGUCCAUUAACCGCCGUAAUAUACAGAAUUCGAAGGAGUUGGGAAUUGGAGCUUUGAGUUUUCUUCGUAUUUAUUGAUCUUAUACAUUUUCAAGUUAGAUUUAAGAAGAAAAAAUGACAGGAAAUAAUUAAUUAAAAAUUAAUAAAAAAUAAAAAAUUACGAACAUUUAAUACAAAUGUUAAUAAUAAUACAUAAUAAGUUGUCCAUACAUCAAUUUUAAAAUAUCAAUUAUUCAUUUUAUUAUUACUUAUUUAAUAUUUUUCAUUAUUAUUUUAUACAUAUAUAAAUAUAUAUAUAUAUAUGUGUGUGUGUGUGUGUGUGUGUAUUUGAAGUUCAAGUGUUUACAAAAUUUGAUAUUUAAAUAAUAAAAUAAUAAUUAGGAAAAAAUAAGAAUAAUUCACGUUUACAUAAUAAUAUAUAAUAACCUAUUAUUUUUAAUACGUGUUGAAAUUUCAAAAAUAUUUAGAUAAAUAUUAUUAUAAAUAUUUAUAUUUCAAUAAUAAAUAAUCAAAUUUAGCACAUCCAAUACAGUGACUUUUUAACGAGAACAUACAUAUUUAUUCAAAACCUACUAUACAUACAACAUUUCCUAUGUAUUUUUUCCAUUCGCUUUUUACACACCGUUAUUCUAGUUAUUGGACAAUUAUCGUUGGUAAUAAUAUUAUAAGAGUUGGUCAAUACCAACCAAAGUUUUUUCCUAAAUUUCUCACGCCUAUAAAUCAUGUUAACGAUUACUUAUCAUGUACCAACUUUACACCGUGUACGACGUUUCGAAUUUUUUUAAUGCCAAACUUAUUUUGACUUGGAAUCUACUAAAAAAAUUGAUUCUGUGUUGGUAUAUAAAGAUUUUAUACACUGAAAUCACAUACACUGUAUGAAAACACAUAAGUUAACACGCAAAAUACUUUUAAAUUUACGUUAUGUGAAAGUUUUACAAUACUUGAAUAAAAACGUGUAAAGUAUAUUCGAAUGUGUAUUACAACAACAAUCAAUAGUCUUAAAAAUUAUACAAAUAGAUAAACGUAUUUAAAUAUAUUAUUAUAUAAAUAUUUUAAAUAAUUUUGAACGCUCACUAAUUAUUAUCUGCAAUGGCUAUGUUUUCAAAAUCGAGUUGAGUAAUUAAUCACAAUAGAACUACAAAUAUAAAAUACUCGUGCAAUGUUUGGUAUUUCGAAUUUUUGAAUUAUAAAAUUGCACGAUAAAUUAUUUAAAAUAAAUGUCAAAUGCUCAUUUCCUGAAAUGCAUAUAAAAUGUAUACGAAACACAAUAAUAAAAAUGUAUAUUUUAAUACCCGACAAGUAUAAUGCUCGUACGAUGUAUACUAGUAUAUUAUAGGUAGCGUGUUUACGGCGUCGACGUCGUUUCCUCUUAUAACCAAGUUUGCGUCACGCCUGACGAUCUCGGGUCGCUUUGACGGUGGCGCGGUAGGGCGGUGUACUCGCGGGUGAAUUUCUGCGGUUCCUUCGCGGAGCGGGACUGACGUCUCCGGAGGACCACCCCGAGCGUCGUCGUCGCCGCACUUCGCCAGUUAUAAUCUUAUUACCGUAAUAUAUUAAUACCGUGUAAGUGCGUAGUGUGAUACCGAUGGUAUGCGUUCCUAUUAAUACAAUCCCCGCGAUACCCCCCCCCCCUUAACCAAGUAUAUCCAAGUAUAUAAUAUAGACGCGGCGAGGGGGUGGAAGAAGGAUUAGGUGUUUGCGCUUGCAGUGUGUGUGAUCAACCAUGUCAAAUCCUUUCCAUCCAUACGUGUACGUACGCGUAAACGCAAUAUACUAAUAUAUAAUGAUAUAAUAUUGCCUAAAGUUUUAUUUUUAUCUUCAAUUCUACGUUAAGUCGACUCGACAUUACACCCGUUAUACGAUGAUCGAUCUUCGAAUUUCAGGCGAAAAAUAACGUAGGUAGUGUUAUCUGAACGCGUAAUCCGAGCAUAGUAUGCAUAUAAUAGGUCAGGUCAUAAUAUAAUCUAUAUAUGAUACGAUUAAGACGGAAGUGAAAGUAUCUCGCCAAAAACUGUUUAAAGUCAUCAAUAAAACCAUCGAAAAAAUACAUACAUAUUGUAGAAAAUACAACGAUUGGUCAUCACAAAGCAAAUAUUAUAUUACCACGUCGAUAUUGUCUACUGUAAAACUGAUGAUUAUAAUAAUAUGAUCAACACGGGGAUGGGCAACUGACGUCCUGCGCACCAUUUCAAUCUGAAUUUUUUUUUUUUUUUAAUGUUAUUAUGGCAUUUUUUGGCUUUAUAUACUCGCUGACCCGCUAUACCUUCUUAAAGUUCUAAAAAUUGGUCUUCCAGUAACUCUGAGUCGAGUUUCCUAUCCCUGAACCAUGUGAAUUAUUAACAUCUCGAAAACUUUCAUUUCUCUCAGCCAGCCCGCAAUAAAACGUGGCCAUUGCACGUCAUAUAUACAAUUGCGGAUGAACGUUGCAAGUAUCACCGCGUUAAACUACGGGCAUAGUAGUUUAUCGGUACCUACGCGUAACGAUCGCUAUCGAUUCGAUUGCCGUGUCCAUGAUACACGUUUACGCAUUGUGUGUGCUUACAUUACAAGUGGAAACGAGAUAAAAUACAAUAGUCGUGUCUUUCGCAUCGGCCAGACGUUUUGUGUUCGCCCGAUAAUAUUGUUGGGUGCGCUCACCUAUUUUUUUUUUUUUUAUGUAAUCCUUACCCGGUUUUUAAAGUCGGUUAUUAAAACAUAUCAUAUGAUCAGCUGCACUCGCGUGUUUAAAGUUUGUAUUAAAUAAUAACUAAUAUUCUGAAAAUAUAUAGUAAAUUCAUGAAUUCAUUGUGAAACCACAACAUUUUAUAAAAAUAUGACAGUAUAUUAUAGGUAAUUGAUGUUUUGUAAAUAGUUUGAAUAAUUGGAUAUGGAUGUUUUUUGGUUGAUGUUCUAUAGAAAUCUGCGAGUUCAUCUGCGACGACCUUUCAAAAAUGAUUAUUUAUAAAAAUAAUUGUUUUUUUUAUUAUUAUUUUAACAGCGAUGACAUCACGACGGCCGAAAGUCUAAAUCAAAAGUUGGCCAGCUAUUAAAAAUUAUUGUCGAUAGUGUUGAAUUUCAUAAAAUUAAUCUUAGUUACUCGUUUACUCUGAGCAGUGAAAGUGAAAGAUGAGUAACGACCAACUGCAGAAAUACGUAAACAAAUUUUAAAAUGUUUUGGUGUCGGUGAUGUUAUUUAUUUAAAUCACACUGUUCAAUAAAACAGUCGACAGUAAAACUGUGAUUGAUCUUUGUAGUUCUAUCAAAUUAUUGACGAAUUAACAUAUUAAUGAAUCGUUUAUACAUAACGCUUUAAGUACACACACACACAGACACAGUACAUUAUUAUUUAUGGUAUAUUAUCUGUCUUAUUAGCAUCGUCCAUUAAGCGUUAUUUACCCGAAUUAUUUGAGCGCAACUUGCGUAUGUUAUCCAGACAAUGAUGUCGACCUCACACGCGGUACGUUAAGUUCCUAACGCUCAACUAUACUACCUAUACAUGUAUCGUAUUCGCAUAAUUUGUUAUGUCCCCGUAUGCGAUAAAUCGCGAGCGCACGUCUCAGAACUUUUCGAAUUAUUUGACAUUCGUCCGAUAGACGCACUGCAGAGUCCCGUCAAUGGGGGUAGCGCGCGUGUAUAUGGGUUUUGCAGCCCCGUCGGGCGUGAUUCGCACGUUCUAAUACAACUGCGAAAUCCGUUUUUGCCACGCAUCAGACCGAGUGUAAUGCCACGUUUGGAAUCGAUGCCGAUAUACUUAUAUAUUUAAUAGUUUUUGUGCAGAACGGAUUAACCGGAAGUUGACCUGGUCCCAGAAAAUCACUGUAUGGGGUCUUAUAGUUUUAUGCAAAUUCGUCACCGGCGAAAUUAAAAUCUGAUCGUUUUUGAUUCCGCGAACCAAUUAAAAUCGCUCACCAACCGAUGUAUAAUAUAAUGGAAGUAAUUUAAAAAACCGGAAAUGGUUUUGUUUGCGUUACGAUGUAUAGUUUAAAUAUAAUAUAUUGUUUUUCAUUUCACGUCACGGUUCUAGAUCAAAGUUUAUACUUUGAGUAAAUAAAUCAAAUACGAAAUGUCGAAACGUUUGCUGUCCACCCGCUGUUAUAACGUGCACAUGUCCGACGCGAGAUAAUUUUUUAUUCAAACACAAGCGACGCAUCUUAUAUACCUGCUAGUGAUAUGCCGUAGUUACACAGUUAUAUUAUGUGCUGUGAAAUAAAGAGAAAAAAAAAGAAAAGUAGAAUCGAGUAUUUGCCAAAGUCAUUAAGUAACAUAUUAAAUAAGGACCUAUUUGAUUUUCAAAAUAAAUUCUUUAAAAACUUUAAAUUAAUGUAAACACACACAAAAAAAAAACAAAAAACACAAUUAUCUAAUGUUUAGAAUUUUUUUUUAUAAAAACGUAUAAUGAAAAGCCUGUAUAUAAUAUUUAUAAAUAUUAUUAAUAUUGUUUCUCAUAACUAUAAAGAAAAAAACUCCGGGAUUCUAUUGAUUUUAAAAUUGUUUCUUUGCAUUUUUUUUAUUAUUAUUUCUUUUGGUAAACAAUUUGUAUUAAUAUUUUCUAAUAAAGUUGAAUUAUUUCAAUGAUGAAACCAAAAUAAUAAAAUAUAAUUUUUAAAAUUAUUGUGGAGUAUAUCAAACGAUUUUUUCGUUGUCAGUGUCUAUUUUGGGUCGAGGAAAGAAUUUUGUCAAAUAAUCGAUAUUAAAAGAUACAUAUAUACAUGCAUUCGUUAAAUUUGCAUAUUGUUUGUUUCUAUUUUUCAUGUUUCAAUGUAUAUUUGUGUAAAGCCACCGCCUUCACCACCAUAAACACUACAACAACUACUACUAAAGUAUGGUGAUCACCGAAUGGUGAUAACUCCGAAGACGGUUCUGCUGCUUCGACAAGCAGAACGAAAACUUCGUCGUUGGGAAUUUUAUGGAAGUGUUCCGUCACAAUAAGAGUUAUUACGGUUUUCGUCGGACGCAAAACCACGCCGAAGGAGAUUCGUUUUCAAAACAAACUGCGGUCCACUGUAGUCGAUGUAUAUUUGCUUAUUUAUUUUUAUGAUUAUGUAUUUUAUAUUUUUGUUUUCGAUAUAGAACUUCUGCACAGCUGUUACGGUCGUGUGAACCGAUACUUUGUAUUAAUGACGCUAUUGUUAAAUAUAAUUGCAAAAAUCUUAUUAA
Molecule: messenger RNA, 14408 nt
Organism: Rhopalosiphum padi (bird cherry-oat aphid)
Lineage: Eukaryota; Metazoa; Arthropoda; Insecta; Hemiptera; Aphididae
Product: metalloendopeptidase OMA1, mitochondrial-like
Exons: 1
Coding region: 3194-4195 (333 amino acids)
Biological process (GO): mitochondrial protein processing; protein quality control for misfolded or incompletely synthesized proteins
Cellular component (GO): mitochondrial inner membrane
Molecular function (GO): metalloendopeptidase activity
Source: RefSeq, a predicted model, not a curated record